Messenger RNA from Aspergillus aculeatinus CBS 121060, 690 nucleotides. RefSeq lists its product as uncharacterized. The coding region runs from base 77 to 574 and encodes 165 amino acids. The transcript has a single exon. NCBI's taxonomy places the organism in Eukaryota, Fungi, Ascomycota, Eurotiomycetes, Eurotiales, Aspergillaceae. The record is from RefSeq and is a predicted model, not a curated record.
ACGCAACUGAGUCAACAGCCAUUGCCCCGCACGCUUAUAUUAAUCCUGCAGGCACUUCAUCUGCAGGAGCCAGCGGAUGUCACCCUCAGCUCCGCCCCUAAAAUAUUGGCAAUAUUGGCAAGAUUGGCUUCAGUGCCCCCUCGGGUGGCACGCCAUUGCCGAUUUGCCAAGGUGUUCAGCACUGACCGGGUCACCAAUGGGCUGUAAUGCUUCUCUGCGUCUCCCAUCUCUCUAUCUCCUCGAAGUCGGCUCGAGAAGCAUUUGGAAAUCCGCGCAUAGUCUCUUGGUUGAUCGGAAGGCAUGGCGAGUAUGCCGUGGAGAUGCGCAAGCAUCAAAUUCGGGGACGUCAGGGUCAACCUCGCGUCAAUGGCGCAAUGGAUGUGGUGAUGAUGUUAAAGGAGAUGAAAUGCGCCAACCCCUCUGCGCUAAGGCGAGUGCCAAGACCCUGCAUGGAGGGUCUUCACAGUCUUCAGCCUGCAGAACUUUUCAGGGCACCGCGCUGGUCCACCGGAGUCCGAUGCAUGUCGACAUAUUUCACCGCAUCGUUGCCAUCGCGAAUGGUCUCAACUGGUGAUUCUGGUCUACUCAAUGCUCAUCGUGCGAUGACCAGGAUACAAUGAGGUGAAAUGAUGCGAUGGGGGUGUCUUCGAGGAUGAGGAUGCGGAUGGAGAAUGGAGGGCUCCUUCUGAG